This is a messenger RNA of Drosophila sulfurigaster albostrigata, 912 nucleotides long. RefSeq lists its product as uncharacterized. NCBI's taxonomy places the organism in Eukaryota, Metazoa, Arthropoda, Insecta, Diptera, Drosophilidae. The coding region runs from base 181 to 912 and encodes 243 amino acids. The record is from RefSeq and is a predicted model, not a curated record. The transcript is spliced from 3 exons.
UUUUUUUUAACAUUUAUGGAGUUUUGGAAUCUUUUAAUAUUUGAAUUUCGUAUUAUUAGAGAAUUAUGGAAUUUUGAAAUAUUAAUAAUUGCAUUUUUCAUUUGGAAUUGUAUGUGGAUAAAGCAAUAUUUUUAAAUUAGGCAAAAUCAGAAACGAAAUAAAUUCAAGGGUCAUAUACAUAUGAAGCUCUAUAGUUGCCAAGAUCGCUCACCACAGACACAGACCCUAAUUGAUUUCUCGAUUGAUUUCAGCUUGGCUAUGAGGUCCUUGCACAGUUCCGGUUGCAGUGGACAUCCGGAGCAACGCUGGCCACCGGGUCCACAUGGCGCACAUGGUCGCCAAGUGGGCCAUGGAGUGGUUCUUGUUGGGCUACAGGUCGUCCUAGAAGUAGUUCGUGGUGUGGUUCGACGAGUGGUUCUGCGUGUUGUCCUCCAAGUGGUUCGACGUGUAGUUCUUCGAGUGGUUCGACGGGUGGUUCUAGGUGUAGUCCAACGAGUUGUUCUGCGAGUAGUUCGAGGUGUAGUCCUGCGAGUUGUCUCACAAGGUUGCGUUGUUCUUCGAGUGGUUCUUCCAGUGGUUCUACGAGUAGUGCUUCUAGUGGUUCUUCGAGUAGUCUCACAGGUGGUUCUACGAGUAGUGCUUCUAGUGGUUCUUCUAGUAGUCUCACAAGGUUGCGUUGUCCUUCGAGUGGUUCUACGAGUAGAGCUUCUAGUGGUUCUUCGAGUAGUCUCACAGGGUUGCGUUGUCCUUCGAGUGGUUCUACGAGUAGUGCUUCUAGUGGUUCUUCUAGUAGUCUCACAAGGUUGCGUUGUCCUUCGAGUGGUUCUACGAGUAGAGCUUCUAGUGGUUCUUCGAGUAGUCUCACAGGGUUGCGUUGUCCUUCGAGUGGUUCUACGAUGGUUCUACGAGUAG